UAGAGUCCCGCUAAUCCGAACUAAUUGGGACCGAACCCUGUUCGGAUUAGCGAAAAUUCGGAUUAGGCGGAGUUUUGUCAUAUAAUGCCAUAUAUUGACUUUAUGAGGCGUAUUAAGCGUCUGAUGUGUCAAGAAUUAAAGGUAAGAAAUUACGUAUUCUAGUACACUGCAAUUUAAACUGCACUGUAGUGUGACUGUGAUCGGAGGUAAAAUCGAUAUGACGGGCGGUAGGUGAGUAGUAGCGGAAGGGCAGUGACCUAGACCCCCCGCCUAGAACUACGCAUUCCUCUUGAUUUCCGUUCCCAAACUAUGAGUCACUGAGUCAGUGUGCCACCUGCUACUGCUGAGUGAUGUGUUUUGUGCAAUGUUAUUGUUCGUGUGCGCGCACUUGCCCUGUGUUUUGUGAGUCCUUGUGAGUGGUGUGUAGUGUGGUUUCUUUACAUUCUGUGCUUGUCCCAGCUGUUAAUCAUCAUGGCAAGCAAACGUAAACAUAAGUCGUGUACAUUAAAAGAAAAACUGGAAGUGUUGAAAAGACUUCACAAAGGUGAAAGUGCCACUCAGUUAUCGAAGGAAUUUGGUGUCGGGAAAGCAACAAUUUCCGAUUGGAAAAAGAACAGAGGUAAAAUUGAGCAGUUUUGCACUACCACAAGUGAAAAAACGAUUGAAAAACGUAGCAAGACGACAGUGUCUUCUUACGAAAAAUUGGACGAAGCACUUUUCUUAUGGUUUACACAAGAAAGACAGAAAGGAAUCCCUAUCACUGGCCCUCUAAUUCAAGAAAAGGCGCUUCAAUUGAACAAGCUCAUGGACGGUGACGUAUCAUUUACGGCUAGUUGUGGUUUCUUAGACCGAUGGAAGAAAAGACACGGAAUCAGGCAGCUUACAAUAACUGGGGAGAAAUUGUCAGCGGACAACAAAGCAGCUGUUGAAUACCUUGAGGAGUUCAAAUGCAUCAUUUCUUCCUACUCGCCCCAGCAAGUUUACAACGCAGAUGAGACAGGACUUAACUUUAAAGCAUUGCCUACCAAAAGUCUUGCAUCACAAGAGGAACGAUCUGCACCAGGGUUUAAAAUGGAUAAACAGCGCCUGACUGUGUUGGCCUGCAGCAAUGCUUCUGCCACAAAUAAGCUUCCACUGAUGGUUAUCGGCAAAUCGGCAAAACCACGCUGUUUUAAGAACAUGAACUCUCUCCCUGUUUUUUACAGAAAUCAAAAGAAAGCUUGGAUGGAUCGUGCCUUGUUCAAAGAAUGGUUUGACAAGCAAUUUGUGCCAAAAGUAAAGGCGUUUAACAAAGAAAAUGGAUUGCCUUCUCGUGCUUUGUUACUUAUAGACAAUGCUCCGUCACAUCCAGAAGAAAUGCAACUUGUUUGCGAUGAUAUCAAGGCUAUUUUUCACCCACCAAAUGUCACAUCAAUUUUGCAGCCAAUGGACCAAGGGGUUUUGCAGGCUUUGAAACAGAAUUAUAGAAAAAUGCUUCUUCGUAGCCUACUUGAAGAUAAUGAAGAGCUAACAAUUUUGGAUAAACUCAUGAAAAUGAACAUCAAAGAUGUUAUUUACUGGGUUGCUGAAGCUUGGGAAAACACAUGCAAGGAAUCCUUACAGAAGUCUUGGAAAAAUCUCUGGCCUGAGCUAGAGUUUGUCCAAACAGUUUUCCCCCCGACAAAAGAAAAUUGCGAACUUCUUCAAUUGGUGAAAAGAAUGCCAGGUUGUGAAAAUGCAGAAGAAGAGUGCGUGGAAGAGUGGACGGCCGUUGACGACUGUGGCCAUGAAGAAUACACAGAUGAGGACAUUGUGGCAGCUGUGCAGGGAACGUCAGCUGAUCUCGACGCAGACGACAGUGAGGAGGAAGGGGACGUGCCGACUGAUGUUGUUCCACACACUGCCGCAGCCAGUGCCCUUGAUCUCGCUUUGCGUUACGUUGAGCAACACGCCGAUGCAACCCCAACAGAUGUUAUGUUUAUGCGGCAUUGGCGAAACAUUGCUUCUUCAAGCCGUUUUAGUUCGUUGCGUCAGAAGGAGAUCACUGACUUUAUCUCUUAG
Erpetoichthys calabaricus (reedfish) is the source of this 2040-nucleotide messenger RNA. RefSeq names its product jerky protein homolog-like. Gene Ontology annotation, cellular component: nucleus. The record is from RefSeq and is a predicted model, not a curated record. Lineage: Eukaryota; Metazoa; Chordata; Cladistia; Polypteriformes; Polypteridae. Gene Ontology annotation, molecular function: DNA binding. Bases 472 to 2040 code for a protein of 522 amino acids. The transcript has a single exon.